Messenger RNA from Xyrichtys novacula (pearly razorfish), 14912 nucleotides. Lineage: Eukaryota; Metazoa; Chordata; Actinopteri; Labriformes; Labridae. The record is from the annotation of a GenBank genome assembly.
GGACUUGCGGAAAAUGUUAUAAUUUGGGGCGUUUUCACGUGGGCGGGGCAAACUAGCUCUCUGGAACCUCCCACAAAAUACUGUCCACAUUCAGCUCAACUUCAGACUUGAUAUUUGUGACACAAACCACACGGGUUUCAUCUGUAACAGAUGGAAUAUCGACUUUCGUUAUUGUUAAAAAAAAAAUGUCCAAAAUGAGCGCUCUCUAACAACCUGAGACCUUUCCCCUCUCCACAAACGCUGUUUCCAUGGUGGCGCCAUGAAAAAAAAUAGUCCGAAAAACAGAAAGAGGGGGGAAAUAUUAGUACAAAAAAGAAAAAAAGUAGUCAGAAUACAGAAAAAUGAUUUUAAAAAAUAGUCUGAAAAAACAGCAAAGAUAAAAAAUUACUCUAAACACAGUUUCCUAUGACGGAGCAUUAGGGCCACAUUAAGGAAAGGAAAAAAGUUUGGACCUUGGAAUUACGAGAAUAAAGUAAAAUAAUUACUAAUGAGAAUAAAGUCGUAGCUAAUAGCUAUUCUAACCUGUUGUUAGUUGUUUAAAUGACUUCAGUAACUAGGUUUCACAAGCAAGGAGAUAUUGUUUAUUCUCCUAAGUAAUUCCGAGGUCUAAUUUUUUUUCUUUUCUUAAUGUGGCCCUAAUGUCGUAGUUUCCUUUAUUUUAUUUAUAAUUAUUUUUAUUUUUUAUAAGUGAAUGCAAUAUGCUUCCGUAAUUUCUUACCAGUCUGGAAUAAUUAAAGUUUAAGAGCACGAACUGAACCGAAGGGCAGUCCGAACAAGAAUAGGUGAGUGCAUUUAUGCUAACCGCUAACAUUAGCUACAACCGUUAACGGUGUUAUAAACUGUUACAUUUGUGUUAGCUCUACCAACAGUCACUGGUGGGCUAAUUUUAGCUGUAUGGACCCCUCUUAAAUCAGUUAAAUGUCGUUUAAAUCAAUAUUUUAAGUCAACUUUUUAAUCUGUAGUUGUUAGCCAGCUGGUAAGCUAGCACUCGCACAGAUAGGAACAGUGAAGAGGUUUGUGUUCAUCAGGAUGUUGUUCACCGAGGUUGGGACGAGCUACAUAGAAGUAAUUAUGUCUUUUCUUUUGCUUGUCCAUGAGUCCAAAGUCCCUCAUCUGACAGACUCAGAGUUAGUGUCCAGACAUUUUUCGGUAAUUAUCCUGGAACAGAUAAGAGAUCUUUACUUCUGUGGACAGAGAGGACGUAAGUACAAGAGAGAGGAUGAUGGUUAAAGUAGGUGAUCUGAAAUAUCGUGUUCUCCUUCCUCUCGGUGUUUCUGUAAAGUUUUAUCAGGUUAAAGUCUGUCUCAGUUUGUGUGUCUGUAUGAAACAGAGAGAGGGAGACUUUGGAAAUAACUUAGUCCUGUUUACUUGGCGGUUCCACCGGAGAUGAUGAGGCUGGUCCUCCCUCUGCAGCUGUGUGUAGUGUACACACACACACACACACACACACACACACACACACACACACACACACACACACACACACACUAACACACACCUCUUAUUUUCUGUCCACUCUCAAUCCAUCCUCCUGUCCUUCCUGUCGUCCAUCUGUCAUCCCUGACUUCUCCUCUGAUGACAGUCCUCGCUCUGUUCCACCACUUCUGUCUCCCAGGAAUGUCAUUUCUCAUCCUCCCAGCUUUUUAUGGUUUGUAGGGCACUCGCUCUUUUAUGUCACUCCCUUUUUGUUCUUUCACCUCCUCCUCUUCAUCUCUCCUCACUCCUCAGCUCAUAUCUCUCCUGACAAAACCUCCUUAAAUCAGAGACGUGCAGAGGAGGAGAGAACAAAACGGGUAAAGCGUUAAUUCCUGGCAUUUGGGACUCGCCCUUUCGGCCAGGCUGAAAUGAAGUGUGGUCAGUUUGGUUUGGUCAGUGUUAUUCAUGCCUUUCAAAGUCACCACAAGUACCAGGCUGCUUUGAAGAACAGAGUACACAAACACAAGCUGGCACAGGGCUGAACCUCACUACUAUAUUUGAGUCAUUUCUUCCCUCUGAAAUUUUUGGGUUUCGACACACACACACACACACACACACAUGCUGCAGAUGUGUUUGCAUUAGGGCCGCUGCAGGGAAAGUUUGGAAAACCGAUGAAUGGCUCGAUGGGAAAACGGAUUAAACCGUUUAACCCGACACCUGCCACUUUAGAGUAGAAGUGUGAGAAGUUUCUGUUGAACGGUGGCGUGAUGGCAAACUUUCUCCUGCUUUGAAAUUUGUGGGUAGUUGUCUCCAAACCGCAGCUAUGGCAGAAAUGUGUUUGACCCUCUGCAGAACGGACAAAAGAAAUCCUGAAACUGAAACCAACAAAAGUAAAAUCAAACUUAUUUUUGAAGUUACGAAUGCUUUAUGGUGUCAGUUUGUAAGCUCAUGUCUAACUUUUAAAGCUGUUUUUUCCAAAGUUCCUAAAGUGGUCCGAGCUCAGCUUUAACUGGGAGGCUGACCAAGUCCGCUCAGAAUCAUGAGGCCUAAAAAAGCUCACUUAAACGUUUAUUUCUCACUGGAAUUACACCCACUUUUAGCUUUGAAUCCUUGCUGUGAGUUGAGUUUCUUUCAAAUCGGGCAUCAGGCCACUUAACAUCCUUCCCGCUGAGCCGCCUGAGACUUAAGCGUUGAGCAGCUAUGAAAGGCAGCAGUCAUGAGCAGAUGAAAAGAUAGAUGGGCGGAGGUACGAGGGAGAGAGAGAGAGAGAGAGAAGGAUGAGGUCUCCCAAAGAGACCGCUGGGAGGGGUGGUGAUGGGAUGGACGCGGGGGAGAGAAGUUUAAAGACUUGAAAGAAGAGGUGGAGAGGAGGAGAGGGAAACUCCCUCCUGGUUAUGAACAACUGUUUCUCUCUGUGAGCCUCAAACGCAGGAUCAACUCUCACUGCUGAACACACGCUCCCGUCCCAACAGAGUGGGAACAAGAGCGGAGUCUGCAGGAGGACCAGCCUCUCCUCCCUGAAGGAUUACAAUCAGGAAACAAUUUCCUGGAGUUAUUGUUUCUAAAAAUUGGAUUAAGAAAGACAUCUGGAGCCCCAGAGAUGUAGACGCGUGGGUGGAAAGCAGGUGUGAAUGGAUGAAUAAUCGGCCCAGGAUGACUGGAUAAAAGCUCAGAGCUGCAGAAGAUCCUCUGGGGGUAUCUGGUCGAGUCGCUGCAGGUGUGAUCUUCAUUCCCCUGUGAGGUCGAGGAGGACGGAGAGCAGAAACUUAAUGACACGGCUCUCAAAUUCCACUCCAAUCUCUGCAGCAGCACCUGCUCAUCACUGAAAUUGCUUUCCAUCCUCCGAGUUUAUGACUUCAAAGAGAGGAGCAAUCUUCUGUGGAGGAAUUGUUUGUCUGUAUUCAAAACAAAUCCUGGGCUUGUAAUUAUGCCCUCACUCUUAUUAUCUCUGUUUCUGCUGCUGCACCACUGAGACGGAGAGAAGGAUCAGAUUGUGAGGAGGAUUUUUUUUCUUGUUCUUCAAGAUCAGGGAAGGUAGAUGAGGGAGAGAGGAAGACCGAGGGGGAGGGAGAGAUAAACAGAGGCAGCUUUAGGCGGUAAACACGUCUCGUCCAGUGGCAGCUUUACACUAAACACUUGGGGCCGAAACCAGCGAGGAGACUCUGAAACAAGAGGGUGAAGAGUCAGCGGAGCGAGGAGAAAACGCUGCAAACACUGCGGUUUUCACUCUGAAAACACAGGAGGGAAUCUGAACUGAAACCUGUACAGCUGCUUAUCUGAAGUAGAAAAGUUCUGAUUGAAAACAGAAGAAGAAGAAGUGGGAGCAGACCACAGCAUGGCGGCAGACGUCCCUCAGAAACUGUCUCUCCUCUGCAGAAAGAUGGACCAUCAGCACACGGACAAAAGCUGCAGCAGCAUCCAGACUUUUUCCCCCUCCAGACCCCACCGGCCUCUCCACCUCCACUCCAGGACCCUGCUCCUCCUGCCCCCGCUGCUCCUGCUCUUCCUCUCCUUGUGGAGCCAACAGGCGGAGGCCGUGGUCCACUCCAGCUUCAGGAGGCUCAGCGGGCGUGAGAAGAAGGAGAUGCAGAAGGAGAUCCUGUCCAUCCUGGGUCUACCAGGGAGACCCAGACCUCACCCUCCGCUACGUCCACCCUCCUCCGCACCGCUCUUCAUGCUGGACCUGUACCACGCCAUGUCUGUUGACGGGGAGGAUGAUGGGAAUGAGAUUAUGAUGACUGGACCUGGUAUGAGGAGGCUUGGAGGUGCUGAUAGGCUGACGCAGGUCAGCUACGCGGCCCCGCCGACCCUCAGCACGCACACACCUCCACUGGGGACGGUGGUCAGCGAGGCGGACACAGUGAUGAGCUUCGUCAACCUGGGUGAGUAAACCGGACCAUGAGGACGGGGGCUGCUGGGAAGGUGGUCUCUGGGUAAACACGUGGGGAGUUUUAGACGUCGAUCUGUUGAACCGUAACUUCAGAGAAAGACGGAGCUCAAAAACCUGUAGGGUCAAAAAGUCAUAAGAGGGGAGCCGCUGAGAUCACAGACCUGGUGUUUACAGAAGCUGCAGUGACCCUCGGUCAUGUGAUCCCCACCCUGUCGUCACUGUUUCUGACUGAAUUUACGGUUUCCUACUUUCAAAACAGACCUGAAUAGAUUUCUGUACAGCUUGUCCUGUUAGGGGUCACUAAGGGGGCGGAGCCUAUCCAGGACAACCAGACAUUCACAGGAAAUUUGAAGGGACUAAUUACUCUGUACUGUGGGAGGACACACAUACUCGAUUACUGCACCUCCAUAUAGACAAAGAUACUCUAGAUUUCAGACGCUCUAAAAUUCAUGAAUAAUCAGUUCUGGACUUCAGCUGAUCUGAGGUUAGGCGCAGUGACGCAGAGGAUGCAGGGCUGUGAUUGGACAAGAGGACAAACAGAAAGUCAACUGUUGACUGUCUGAGACGAUCUGGUAGUUUUGAUUAUUAAAGGUACAGUGCGUAGAAAUUGGAUAUUUAGUGAUAACUAGAAGUCAGAUUGUAGAUUGAAAUGAUCUCCUGUUCAUGUAUUUGAUUCUUACAUGAUAUUUAUGUUUAUUAUAUUUAGUUUCUGUUCUAAUCUGCUGAAUACGACUCACUGCACCUUUACUAUCAUCUGUUGUGAGUUGAACUGAGUGAAAAUCGAUCUGUCUGUAAUUGUUGUUGUCCGACCGUUUGUGCUGCAGAAAAGCAAUGUUUGAGCUAAGCUAGUAUAAACUCUGCACUUGUUCACCAUGGUGAUUUUUAUUUACAGUAUUUCCCACCUUUUUUACAUUUGAAGGCUGUUCUGUCCUUCACCCUGGUGGACUGUUUCAUUUUGAUUCUAGUCAAGAUGAAUUUGAAACCAAAAUAACUGAAAAAAAAGUUUAUUUUUGAAUAAUUUUCUACAAGAAGCUCUUCCUAAAUACAUUUUUGUGAAUGGGAUCUCAGCAGCUUAGUCAGCAACAGUCAGUUAAAAAUGUAAAAUAUUUCAUCCAAUCACAGCAAAGCAAAACAGCUGAGAUGUCUCGAAUUUGCAAAUACAAGAUGAAAAAUUUACAUUUCUUAAAGACCCCAAACUCAGAACAGGAAGCUGCAGGUCAGAUCAACACAGAACAUCUCUUUAUCUCACUAAUUCACAUGUCACAUCUGUUUUAAUAAAUAAUAAUUAAAAAAAAACAUAGUUUAGUUUUACCAGAAGGUUUGUGUCAGACUUUGACUCGGUGUGAUACUUUAGACUACAGACUAACAACUGUUUGUUUUUCUGAAUCCAUUUUUAUGCUUCUUUAACAAAGGGAACACAAAUAAUAGAGGAGAUGCUGACAGGGUUACAUUUGGAAGGAAUGAAGCAAAGUGUUUAACUGAGUUAUAAACCUGUUUGUUGUUCGCCUGCAGUCAUGGAGGUUUUAUCAUUUUCUCAUGUAAUGGUCGGCAGGUUUAUCUCAUGACACUAGAGAGAGAAAUCACCUUUAUCAUCAUGACAGAGCAGUUCAGAUUUUUGGUGUUUUGGCCACAAAAUGUAAACAGAGAGAGGAUGAAAUGACGCCGUUUGUGUGUGAACCUGAUGACACAUUCAGUUUUCCACAAACAUUCAACCCCACAGAGAGGCUGAUCUAUAUCUGUAGUUUUUCAUUACAGCUCAGAGUUCCUGAAAACAUCAUUAUACCUCUGAAGUACGGAGAAGACGUGUGGGGAAAUGUUUGAUCACUUUUUAUCAGGCUGACUUUAACAGUGAUGCACUUUUGAUGCCGCUGUGAGGGAAGGUAUCAGAUAAUCUGACUUUUUCUGCUGCAAAUAUUCACAGAGUGAGAUAAACUUCAGCGUUAGAAGGAAUCAGGAUGUUCUCGUGUUCAGGACGAAAUCAGAGAAGUGAAUAAAGUACUGCUUUGUCUACAGGGGGCGCCAAAAUCUGUACGAACAAACAGUUCUUUUGCAGGUUUAUAUUCUACUGAUGGACCUGAAAAUCACCGCAGACAGUCGGAAAUGUUAAAGAAACAAAACAAACAUUUAUAACUGAUUCACAACUUUUUAAAGACAAAAUGAUGAAAUGUCUAAGUAAUUAAAAAACCAAAAAUCAGGGUGUUUAGCUCUGCUGUUAAAGUGAUGGACUCCCCGUCCUCUCUCUCUGAGAUUUCAACACUGUACACUUCAAUAUUUGCACCAAACGCCUCCAAAAUAAUCUAAAAAAGCAGACCAAUUGAUAAUGAAAAUAACUGAAGUACAAGAUUUAAGAUUUAAGACGUGUUUUAAUUGAAUCAACUAAACUGUGAGGCUGCACAGUAAAAACAGUCGAGCUUAAACUCAGAAAGACACAAAAUAAAAAAGUAAAAAUCAAACUAUCAGAGGGAAAACUUUGCCACCCAGACUCUGUGAAUGUUUGCAGCCUGUCUGAUGCCUAUCUGUCCCGGCAUAAAACUUCAACAUCCUCCUCUGAAUGGCUUCCUUCCUCCUCCUGCAGCUCUGGAGUCUGGAGUGAUCUGAACCCACUUCACCGUGGGAAACAUCCACUCCUCUCUCUGCUCUGGGUCUUUGCUGAACUCGUUUCUAAAUUGAUGUUUUCCUUUUGGCAAAAUUUGGUUCUGUUUUGGAAAAGUGAUACACCCUGAAAUUUAUCAGUCAGCGCUGCAGUCCAUCCAUCAGACAGUAAACAAAGCUGACUCAGACCCUCUUAGAGCGCCGCCGUUUCUUUUGAGAAGUUUUUAUUCGUUGGGAACUCUGAUUAAAUUUGCUGUAAAGUUUUAGAAAACCUAGAAAGUUCAUCAGCACUUCAAACUUAACUUACAAGCUCUUCUAACUUCCUCUGAAAAUAAUGAAUACAUGCUAAUAUUGUACUUGGAUGGGACCUGUGUGCAAUAAGGAGAUUUAUAAUCUGCCCAUUUGGUUAGUUUUCAUUUUCUCUUUCCAUGAACUUUCCUGCAUGUGUCAGCUGAUCUAUUAAGCUGUAUUUCUAUGACUAAUCUGAUCAGUGUGUGCUCUCAGUUCACCUAAGUUCAAUCAAACAGUCAUGGGUGUGUGUGUGUGUGUGUGUGUGUUCCUACGUAUAUGAAUUGGGAAGACACAGCUGGUAAGAAUUAAAGGCCCCACUGACACACACACACACAGGAAAAAAAAAAAGCCAACGGUCUGAGUGGAGAUGAAAAUACUGCUGUGGAGGGAGAGACUCUAAAAAUACCGGGCAGGCCUGCAAUUAGUGGUGUGUGUGCUGAGCAGCUGCUGCGGUUCAGGGCACUAAGUGUCUCUAAUUACUGCUGUGUGUGUGCGUGUUUGUGUGCGUAGUGAUACGAGCACGCCCAGCCCAUCAGGACUCUCCUCAGUAUCUCUAUUUAUUGUAUGAGUGUGUAUGUGUGUGUGCACCAAAACCCCAAAUUACCAGAGCUUUUUAGGGUUCUGCAAGGACACAAAUACACACACUUACUUCACUGACAGAGUGUGUCCGUCACGUUUCUGCUUUAACAGUAAUAUUAUGAUUCAGUCUGUUCCCGAUGAAGUUAUUAAAACAAUAUCUCCCUCUGUAAACAGCUGAAGUCAACACACUCUGAUGUAAGACACCUUAAGGUACGUCCUGUUCAGAGUGGGAUGUGACGCAGGAGGUUUGCAAACACAGCAUGGAGUUAUGAGAGUGUGAAUAUUAGCUCUGACUCAGUAUUGAAGUCCAACUGAUGCUCCUCCUGAAGUCGAGCACAAUCUUUGCUGCUCAGCUCAGAAUGAUGAUUUACUUUUUAAAUACUUGGCCUAACCGAAAAAUCUAUCAAAUGUCAGAGAGAGAGAAAAUCAUUCAUAACUUAUAGUCAUUUACAGGAGUUAAAACUUCACCAGUUACUCUUUAAUUAACCAAGUUUAUCUCUAACUUUAAAGGUGGUUCAGAUAGUGGACCAAAUGCAGAUUAUGAGCCCUGAUAAUCGACCAAGACUGAUACCUCUAAAUAGAGUCCUCAUGUGCUGUCCCCUACAUUUAGAAUAGAGUAGAAUCAAACUUAAUUGAUCCCCCAAAGGGGAAAUUCAUAUUGUCACAGCAGCAACACAUAUGACAAGACACACAAGAGGUAUCAUCAAAAUAAAAUGCUAUGACAACAAAUAAAUAGUUGACAUUAAAUAAGAUAAAAACCUAAAAGAUAAAGUGCUCCACCUUGCUAGGACCUGUGUGUGUGUGUGUGUACGCUACAUCUCAUUUCUUUUUUUUUUUACUUACUAUACUAUGACAUUUUUAAUCAUACUAUACUAUGACACUUUUUCGUACAAAAAUAUAACAUUUUUAUCAUACUAUACUAUGACAUUUUUUUUAACAUACUAUUCUGACUUUUUUAAUACAAAAAUUUGACAUUUUUAUUGGUAUACUGACAUUUUUAACAUACUAUACUAUUACAUAUUUUGACAUACCAUGCUGACAUUUUUUGUAAAAAAAUAUGAAAUUUUUAUCAUACUAUACUUUGACUUUUUUUCAUAUAAAAAUUUGAAAUUUAAUUCAUACAACACUGUAAUUAUUUAAGAAACAAUACUAUAACUUUUUUUAUACAAAAAAAUUCUUAAUUUACAUCAUACUAUACUAAGACAUUUUUAAUAAACUAUACUAUGACCGUUUUUAAAUACCAAAAUUUCAAAUUUUUAUCAUGGUUUACCAUGAUAUUUUCAUCAUACUAUAUUAUAACAUAUUUUUACAUUAUAUACUAUGACUUUUUUACAACUUAAAUUAAAUUUUUUUUAUCAUAGUCUACAAUGACAUUUUUAUUAAUAAAGUACUUAUUAAACAGUCUGAUGGCUGUAAGUUUUCACUGGUGUGUUUUGCUCGGCCUCUAAAGUCCACCACGAUCAUCAAGUCUGCUCUUGUUUGUGAAUUCCUGCAGUUCCACUUUCAUCUGAUAGUAACAUGUUUAUAAAUCUCUCUCUCUCUCUUUAUCUGUUUGUCUGCAGUGGAGCAGGAGCGAGACCUCCUGCAGCCUCGUCCGUACUGGAAAGAGUUUCGUUUUGAUCUGACCCCCCUCCCUCAGGGGGAGACGGUAACAGCAGCAGAGUUUCGUAUCUAUAAGACCCUGACGAUGGGUCAGAGAGCCAACAGGACACUUCACAUCUCUGUGUACGAGAUCAAACGAGAGAACAGACACAGGUCAGCUUCAGGUCCAGGUUUUAAAGUUAUUCUUUUCCAGAAUAUUGACUUUCUAAAGUUUCAUCCUCAUGCCCGGUCUCAUCGUCAGGGAGCCUGAGCUGGUGCUGUUGGACAUGCAGUCUGUACCUGCAGGUCAGGAGGGCUGGCUGGCGUUUGACGUCACCUCAGCCUCCAACCACUGGCUCCUCCACCCUCGCAGCAACCUGGGCAUCCGCCUCUAUGUGGAGACAGAGGAGGGUCGGUCCUUCGCUGAGCUGCACCUUGUCCAUUAGUUGGUAUGAAUCGGUUUAUCUAAGGUCUGACUAAUCACUGUGUCCUCUCUCUCUCUCUCUCUCUCUCAGACCGCUCCCUGUCUGCAGGCUGGAUCGGGUUGGUGGGACGCCGCGGUCCUCGCUCCAAACAGCCCUUCAUGGUGACCUUCUUCAGGGAGAGUCAGAUCCCCUGCCGGCCGCCAAGAGCUGUCAAACCCCAUCCACGCAGGAAGAAACCAAAAUACGACCUCCCUGUUCCCAGCAUCCACAGUGAGAACAGUUAAUUUGGUUUUUGACUCUGAGUUUUGUUAAUUGGAGUAUCUUAGCAGAUUUUACUUGAAGUUUAAUUUCAUAAAUUGUAACCAGAUCUGACAGGGAUAUAACAAACUUUUAGUCUCUUUAAGAAGCUGAUUGUUUUUAAACUCUUUUGCUUUGAUUGAAGAGAAAUGUUUAGUGACUUUAAAAUUCCUUAAAUCAUUUUAUUUCUUCGUCUUCAGAUCGGAGUCCUGUAAAUAACGGAGGUCAGCCGUGUAAAAAACAUGAACUCUACGUCAGCUUCAGUGACCUCGGCUGGAAGGUUUUAACAUGCUAUACUAUGACAUUUUGAACAUACUAUUCUAUGACAUUAUAUUUCACACAAGAUGAAAUGUUUUAAUCAUACUAUGCUAAGAUAUUUUUUUAACAAACUACAUUUUGACCUUUUUUCAUACUAAAUUGUAAAAAUUUUCAUCAUACUUCAAUGACAUUUUUAACAUGCUAUACUAUGACAUUUUGAACAUACUAUUCUGUGACAUUAUUUUUCACACAAACACACUAUACUAUGGCUUAUUUUUAGAAAAAAUUUGAAAUUUUUAUCAUACUAUACUUUGACUUUUUCAUCAUACUAUACUGACAUUUUGAACAAACUACAUUUUAACCUUUUUUUCAUACUAAAUUGUGAAAAUUUUCAUCAUACUUUACUGACAUUUUUUAACAUGCUGUACUAUGACUUUUUGAACAUACUUUUCUAUGACAUUUGUUUUUACACAAAUUGUGAUUUUUUUAUCAUACUAUACUAUGACAUUUUUUAACAUACUAUACUGACAUUUUUUUCAGAAAAAAAUUUACAUUUUAAUCAUACUAUACUAUGACUUUUUUUCAUACUAUACUAAGACAUUUUAAACAAACUACAUAUUGACCCUCUUUCAUACUAAAUUUUAAUAAUUUUCAUCAUACUUUCCUAUGACAUUUUUUAACAUGCUAUACUAUGACAUUUUGAACAUACUAUUCUAUGACAUUAUUUUUCACAGAAACACACUAUACUAUGGCUUAUUUUUAGAAAAAAAUUGAAAUUUUUAUCAUACUAUACUAUGACUUUUUUUAUCAUACUAUACUAUGACUGUUUUUGUCUUACUAUACUAUGACAUUUUGAACAAACUACAUUUUGACCUUUUUUCAUACUAAAUUGUAAAAGUUUUCAUCAUACUUUCCAAUGACAUUUUUUAACAUGCUAUACUAUGACAUUUUGAACAUACUAUUUUACGACAUUAUUUUUCACACAAAAUUUGAAUUUUUUUUAUCAUACUAUACUAUGACAUUUUUUCAGAAAAAAAUGAAAUUUUUAUCAUACUAUAUUAUGACAUUUUUAACACACUAUACUAUGGCUUUUUUUUAGAAAAAAAUUGAAAUUUUUAUCAUACUAUUCUAUGACUUUUUUAUCAUACUAUACUAUGAGAUUUUAAACAAAUUACAUUUUGACCUUUUUUCAUACUAAAUUGUGAAAAUUUUCAUCAUACUUAACUUACAUUUUUUAACAUGCUAUACUAUGACAUUUUGAACUUACUUUUCUAUGACAUUUGUUUUUACACAAAUUGUGAUUUUUUUAAUCGUACAAUACUAUGACAUUUUUUCAGAAAAAAAAUGAAAUUUUAAUCAUACUAUACUAUGACUUUUUAAGACAUUUUAAACAAACGACAUGUUGACCUUUUUCAUACUAAAUUUUAAAAGUUUUCAUCAUUCUUUCCUAUGACAUUUUUUUAACAUGCUAUACUAUGACAUUUUGAACAUACUAUUCUAUGACAUUAUUUUUCACACAAAAUUUGAUUUUUUUUUAUCAUACUAUAGGAUGACAUUUUUUCAGAAAAAAAUUGAAAUUUUUAUCAUACUAUACUAUGACAUUUUUAAACAUACUAUACUAUGACUUUUUUAUCAUACUAUACUAUGACAUUUUGAACAAACUACAUUUUGACAUUUUUUCAUACUAAAUUAAAAAAUUUUUAAUCAUACUUUACUAUGAAAUCUUUUAACAUACUUCACUAUGACAUUUUGAACAGUCUAUUCUAUGACAUUAUUUUUCACACAAAAUGUGAAUUUUUUUAUCAUACAUUUUUUUACAUUCUAUACUAUGCCUUUUUUUUUUUUUUUUUUUUUUUUGAAAUUUUUAUCAUACUAAAAAGGGAAUCACAGAAGAAGGCAAUUACUGAAAUAUUUUAAUGAUGAAGCUCAGGUCAGCACUACCACAAAAACAAAACAAUUCUCACAGAAAUAAGGACGAUAUAUGUAUAACAACAAAAAACUAUCCUCUCAAAAACAGGAUGACUUAACAAGAACAGGUGACAGCUACAAAACUCUCUCAAAGGUGCUCUACUAAGUAUAUAACAAGGUAGAAAUAAAAGUCGCACUGCUCAGUCUAAAACAAAGAGAAAUCACUUUUCCAAUCAUUCAUGAAAAUCACACUUCGGCUGCUACUGCUCCACUGUAGAACAUCGCUCUGGGCUGAAAAAGAGAGAGUGAGCUGCAUGUCCUCUGCUCUGUUUAUUGCGGCAGGUGCAGGUGCUGGGAAUUCUGCAAUGAGAGUGUAAAGCACACCCAUAGACACUUUAACACAGAAACUCCCACUCACGUACAUCCACACAGGUACAUCCACGCAGAUACUCACACUUAGACACUCAAACUCUUAGACACUCACACACAUACAUCCGUAACACUUUACAGUGACUUUAUUUUUCACAUACUAUACGUUGACGUUUUUUAAAACCAAAAGUUGAUAUUUUUAUCAUACUAUACAAUGACAUUAUCAUACGAUACUAUAACAAUUUUCACCAUAAAAUACUGACAUUUUUUAACAUACAAUACAAUUACAUUUUUUAAUUAAUACGAACAUUUAAAUUUGAUAUCAUACUACACUAUAAAUUUUUUAAACAUACUAUACCAUGACUUUUUUUCAGACAAAAAUUUUUAUCAUACUGUACUAUGACAUUUUUAUCAUACUAUACUGUGACAUCUUUAUUAUACUAUACUAUGACAUUUUUGACAUACUAUACUAUGACAUUUAUAACAUACUAUACUAAUUAAUUAAUUAAUUUUUAUCACAGCAUACAAUGACAUUUUUUGACAUACAAUACACAGACAUUUUUUUACAUACUAUACUAUAAAAUCUUUUUCAUUCAAAACUAACAUUUUUUCAUACUAUCUUAUAUUUUUUCAUACUAUGCUGUAAUAUUUUCUAUACUAAAAUUUGAUAUUUUUAUCAUACUAUGCUUUGACAUUUUUAUUAGACUUUACAAUUUAUUUUUAUCAUACUAUACUAUGACAUUUUUAUUCUACUUACUAUACUUUGACAAAUUUUCAUCAUACUAUACUUUGACUUUUUUUUUAAAUACUUAAAUUGGAUAUUUUUAUCAUAUCAUACUAUGACAUUCAUAUCCUACCAUACCUAAAUAUUUUUAUCAUACUAUACUAUACUAAAAUUAGAUUUUUUUUUUUAUACUAAAAUUUAAAAUCUGUAUUAUACUACAGUUGAAAUAUUUCUCAGUGUUUAUGUUUUUGCUCUGUCUUUGUCUUCAGGACUGGGUUUUGGCUCCGACUGGAUAUUCAGCGUAUUACUGUGACGGCGAGUGUUUUUAUCCUUUGGGCUCCUGCAUGAACGCCACAAACCACGCACUCAUACAACAAGUGGUACGUUCAGCCAUCACACACUCGAAGACAAAAACACCAGAAAAAAUUAUGUCUUAUUCUGAGAGAUCAGCAAUCCGGUGAAGUCAUAGCCCAUUUUUGUCUUUUUACGGUUGUUUUUCUUAAGUUUUCUACGCCACCAUAUUGGAUCAUUUACUUAAUAUAAAAAAAAUGAUCAGGAUACAUCCUAGUUAUUGUAAGGAUAAGGGUUUAGGUUUUCGAUAAAUACCUGAGCUUGAGCUGUUUUCUCUGCUGUGGCAGGUCCACCUCCUGAAGCCAGACGAGGUCCCUAAAGCGUGCUGCGCACCUACCAAACUCAGCCCGAUCUCUGUCCUCUUCUAUGACGACAACAACAACGUCAUCCUCAAGAAACACCGCAACAUGGUGGUGAAGACCUGCGGGUGUCUAUGAGGGAGGUGACUGCUCGUCUGGACAGUCGGGACACUGUGAGGAGUCCGGUCCAAACUUCUGUGGAGGAGUUUUUUCAACCCCAGAAACUCUUUAUUUCAAUCAAAGAUGCUGCAGAAAGGUCUGUGAAUGAGUGAAAUCAUUUUACAGAUCUGUUCAAUUCACUGAUUCCAGUUUGUUAAUGUUUUACAGUUUUUAAACAUCUGAAUUUUUUACAUUUCUAUCUUUGGUACUUGUUAUGCUGUUAACUGUGUGCUAACCUUCAUAUGCGACACAUGGGUGAAUCUAAAAGGACAUUUCUUUGGUUCUCCAUCAGCUUCAUAGACAUUCAUAGUCACUCCUGUCUUCCAUAAAAGCAGAACUUAUUUUCAAACUUUCAGAGUUAAAAUAUUUAAAUUUUAUUCAAACAGAGACCAACAUGCAGAAUCUGACGGUGUAAGGGCAAAUGAUAUUUGAUGGUGGACACGCCAUCAGUGAUGCCUGCUGUUUUACUGUAUAAGAAUUAAAUAACUGCAUGACUAUUGAUGCAAAAAGUGUAUAUGAGAACUUUUCCAUUUGUAUUAAAUUAAUAAAGAUUUUUUACAACCUCCUGAUUUUAUGUGAAUGUUAUAAAGGGAACGAAAGAUAAUCCAAAAAUGUGAGGAUGACAAACUUAGAUAUGAAAACUUGGAUCUGUGUUCAGUAUUAAACAGAGAUAUGACCUUAGUUUCUAAACAAUUCUAUUUUUAACCCAGCCUGUAAAUGUGUGACAGUCAUUAAUAACAUGGUUGAGUAUGAAGCUGUGUGCAUCUGAGAGC